Messenger RNA from Stegodyphus dumicola, 2504 nucleotides. RefSeq lists its product as uncharacterized. NCBI's taxonomy places the organism in Eukaryota, Metazoa, Arthropoda, Arachnida, Araneae, Eresidae. The record is from RefSeq and is a predicted model, not a curated record. Gene Ontology annotation, molecular function: dynein light intermediate chain binding; microtubule binding. Gene Ontology annotation, cellular component: cytoplasm; centrosome. Gene Ontology annotation, biological process: cytoskeleton-dependent intracellular transport; cytoplasmic microtubule organization.
AAAGUUAUACAUUCUGCUCUACAAAACUUGUGCCUCUCUUCUGGGACCAGCCCUAUUAGCCCUUCUAGCACAAGCAACAUGGAUAAAUCCCAUUUGAUAGUUGAACUUGCUGAUGCAAAAGCUAGACUUAGGAAACUUCAGCAAGAAGUUGAGGAAAAAAAUGAAGGAAUAACAGAAUUAAAGGAAGAACUAGAGAAAUCCAAAGAAUCUUUAUGUAAACUUCGUCAAGAAAACUUAGAGUUAAUUCAAGAUGCUCGCACAGCAAAAACUUAUCGAGAUGAAAUAGAUAUCUUAAAAGAAAGGGUUCGUAAAGUCGACCGUUUGGAGAGUGAAAUUCAAAGAUACAAAGAUAAAAUGAAUGAAUUAGAUUUCUACAAAUCCAGAGUUGAAGAACUAAGAGAAGACAAUCGAAUUCUUGUGGAGACUAAGUCUAUGCUUGAAGAACAGUUAGAAGCUAGUAGAAAAAGAGCAGAGCAAGUUGUUGAAUUAGAAGCUGAAAUUCUGAAAUAUUGCUCUCAAAUAAAUGAACUUAACAUUGAGCGUGAUUCUGACAAAGAGAAGAUACAGCAGUUGUUAGAAGAAAAUGCUCAACUUCACAUUGAACGAAAAGCUUCAAUGGAAGAAUUGGUUCAGCUGCAAAGUGAACUUUCUCAAGCAUUUACUCAUUCUUCCCCACUAGAAAAUCAUAGUCUAAUGGAGCAACUAAAUACUGAUGCACAAACUCGAGUUCUGCAAUUAGAAUUAGAAAAUCAAAGGCUUCGAAUGUUAGUUGAAAGUCUGAAUCGUUCUCCAUCUUUUGAAAUUACUGAUCCUGAAAGUAUGAAGGAUAUGGAAAAUUAUAUGAAUAAUUUGGAUCUUAAUAGUUGGAAGAACAAAGAGACCUUUGAAAAUAUUGGAAGUUUAAAAAAGGAACAUAAGGCCUUGAAAGAAAAGAACAACAAUCUUGAAAAAGAAGUAGCUGAAUUAAAGCUGACUGUAAAAAAGCUAUCAUCAUUUGAAACUCAGUGUAGUGAAUUGGAAAAACUGGUUGGAGAAUUGAGGCACACUUUGAAAGUUCAACAGUCUGAAAUAGCCAAGUGUGAGCAGCUUGAACAUAAUCUAAACUCCUUAACUACUGAAAAUCAAAAACUUCAAAGAAUUGUUGAGACUAGUCAGCAGAGAAUAAAGGAUUUGCAGCAAGAUCUACAAGCAACUGAAAAUGAAAACCAAAAAUUGAAUAACAACAUGGAAAGCUUGAAACUUUCUGUUCGAAAGUAUCAUGAUCUUGAACGGGAAACAACAAACCUGGAGACUAUAAAUCAUCGAUUAGAACAAGAAAUGAAAGGACUUGAAAAGGAGAAUAAUAGACUGAAAACUGCAAUUGAAUCCAAAGAUUUAACUAUCGAAGAAUAUGCAUCUCGUGUGUCAUACCUUGAUAGAGAAAAUAAGCAGCUUUCUAAAGAAGUUGAAAACUUAAAUCAGGUAGCUGCUAAAGUUCGUGAGUUAGAGCGGGAAAAUAAAGAUUUAAGUCAACAGACUGCUGUUGAUAAAAAGUCCUUAGAGGCCUUAAGACAAGAUUUAGUGUCUGAAAAGAUUGCCAACCAAAGACUGACCAGCGAAAUUUAUAAAGUCAAAUCUAAAAUUGAAAACUGUGAAUCUCCUCAAGAACUUUACUCCUGUGAUAAUAGUUCCCAACAAAAUGAGCUAAAGGCAGCUGAUAAAUUUUUAUGUGAUAAAGAACAGAAGAUUGAAGAAUUGAUUAUAUUUCCUAAAUACAGCUUAGACAAUAACAGCACUUCAGAUUUUCAAAAAACUUCUCUUGGGAAGCAGUUGGAUCUCAUUUUGCAAAAAUCUCCUGAGGCUUCCCCUAAUUUAAAUCAAAAGCGGAUGGAUAAUUCUUCAGAAAAUGAAGAGAAAUGUGUAUCUAAUGUAUUAGAUUCUUCUAAUGAAAAAGAAGAAUUAGGUCUUUUAACCUUAAGAGAGGAAUUACAGGAAUUGAAAGCUGAUGUUUUGGAACUGGAAAAAAGAAAAUCAUUUAUUGAAGAAGAAAACUAUAAUUUAAAUAAUCAGAUAUCAAAUUUGAAGGAUCAAAAUAAUAACUUAAGAUCUCAGUUGGAUUCAAUGGAGCAGCACCUUGCUUCUGUAGUAUCUCAGAAUAAUUCUCUGCAAUCAAAAUUAGCCAAACUUGAAGUAGAAAUUACUGUUGUAUCUUCUCAGAACAAGACACUUGCAUCUCAGAAUUCAGCAUUUCAAACACAAGUUUCAAAUCUUGAAGAACAAGUGAAAAAGGCAAAUCAGCAGUAUGCAGAAUUAGACAACAGAAACAGGUGCAUGGCAGCUGAUCACGAAUCUCUUCAACACCUGCAUGAGCAGUUAACCAAUGACUAUGAAUCUCUGGCAAAAAUCCAUAGUUCUCUUAAAUCCCAUCACAAGAAUCUAAGAGGAGAAUAUAAUGAUUUAAAGGUGGUACGCAUAUUUUUUAUACUGGGUUACUCUUUUUCUCCUUCUUAUAUGUCUUGGCUUUG